UCAACACUUCUUCUCUACUCUCUGUCUCUCUCUUUUCCUUCCUUCCUUCCUUCCUCUCUUUGUGACACACAAAUUGAAGUCUCACUUUUAAUUCAUACACGCAUGCCAUUUCUUUGCCAUCCAAAGAGAUGGGUAGAGAAAGCAUUGAAGAAGGAGAGCUAUCAACUCCUCUAGUUGCCAAAGAUGAACACCGUCAAGUAUAUGGCAGUGGUACUAGUAGUGGUGACCAUGUUUGUGCCAACACUUCUGGUUGUGAUGAUGGUGGUGAGAGUCAGAGUGGAUCUUCCUCAGCCAAAGGUGAGAUACUCAUCACUUGCUCAGACUGGAAUCAUGGAUGACCUGGGUCUUGCAGUGGCAGAGUACUCACUUUUUGGUUCAACAUUGACAAUUGGAGCAAUGAUCGGUGCAAUAGUGAGUGGCAAAAUAGCAGAUUGCAUAGGUAGAAGAGGUACAAUGGACUUUUCAGAUAUAUUCUGCCUGGCAGGGUGGCUUGCCAUAGCGUUCUCAAAGGAGUACACAAAAACCCUUCAACGGCUUUCUAAAGCUAGUAUUCUUGAUUUAUUCCAAUGGAAAUAUGCUCAUUCACUCAUUGUUGGAAUUAGCCUGAUGGUACUACAACAAUUCGGGUUUUCGAGUAGUAUUGGGACCAUAGCAAUGGUCAUUGUUCAGGUGUACACAGGAUCUUUCUCAUUUGGCAUGGGAGGAAUUCCUUGGGUUAUAAUGUCAGAGAAGAUGGAGCUUCAACAUUGGCGGCAUUGGCGGCAUCCGUUGGUCUUUAAUGAAGAUGAGAGAAGUGGAGAUGAUUGUUAUGGGUGUAUGGAACCAGUAUUUGGUCCUAGCUACAGCUGUAACAAAUGCAGAGGGUACAUUCAUCAUAAAUCAUGUGCUGAACUACCUAUUGGGUUGCACCAUCCCUCACACCCAAAUCAUCCUCUUAUUCUCUUCGACAAAUGUACAUACAGUGAUGAAGAAUAUGAGAAAUUUAGCAAAUGCGACGUCUGCGGAGAAAAGAGUAAUGAAUACAGUUAUUGUUGUUACCGUUGCAACUUCAACAUUCACAUCAAUUGUUCUUCUUUAUCACUCACCAUCCAAACUGAAGUCCAUGACCAUCAAUUGACCCGCAUUUGGAAGCGGUUGAAGUUCACUUGCGACUUCUGUGGCAAAAAAGGCAAUCUGCCCUACCUUUGUGCCCCGUGCGAUUUCGGUAUACAUUCACGUUGUGCUGCUUGCCCACGCAGACUGAAAGUUUUUCGUCACAACCACCCUCUCCACCUCACCCCUUCUCUUGAAGUCCAUCAAUCCGACUCUCCAAUUUGUCGACUCUGUGUUCGAAAAGUGGAUACACACUGGCUUUACUAUUGCUCAAGAUGCGAUUUUGUUGCCCACCUCUAUUGUGCUAUGCUGCACUGGAAUUGGGAGCACAUAAAUUUGCAGGAACUUAAAGAGGAGCAGUCCACUGAGUCAAAAUCGGAAGAUCCAGAGCUCCAUCAAUCCUUUGACUCAGAAAUUUGCGAAGUCAUAAAAACCACUGUGGGGGAGGACGAAACUGAAAUAGCCACAGAAAUCAAACACUUCAGUCACAAGCAUGAUUUGAAGCUUACUGAUGAGAUUCCGAAUAACAUAAAAUGCAACGGUAUAUUUAAAUGGGCACAAAAAGGCCAUUCCAAGAGGGAUGUUUUGGAGGCGUUCUCUUAAUAUCACUGAUAUUCUCCACCUUGAAGCUUAAAACUUGCUCGCUGUUCUUGUUCACCUACUAGAUCAUCAUGGGAGAAAACCUCCUGGGGGGUUAGGGGAGGACGAUUGACUUAAUGCCUUGUAUUUUGCACCAUCUAUCUGUAUUACGGCAAAAUAUGCAGCAAAUGAAUCAAGGCCACUGAAAACUGAUGAUUAUUUCUUACUGUAAUAAUUUGAAGCUAAAUUGAAAUGAAAAUUCCAACACCAUGGAAGGGAUCUCAAGUAAGAGAAGGAAAAUAGGACAGCCUGAUUCAAAAUUUCCUCUACUCAAGUUCAAAGACUUAGGCAAGCCUACGAAAGAGAAAAUGGAGGUAAAAAAGUCUAAACGUUGACAUGAAUGCCUCGAGGUGGUUGAAUUAAUUGGCUUUGUUGGGUGUGGAGUUGAUCUGCAGAUUGCGGCUUACAUACUAAGUCAUAACGUGUCACUUGAAAAGAUAAUUAUCAAUCCCCGCCAUCCAUAUAGAUGGACACCUAAGAAUUCUGACAAGCGAGUCUAGAAGUCAUGCCAGGCAGCACCUUGAAACAAGUUUACCUCUCGGAACACAAUUAGUGGUACUAUAAAGUUAUUAUCUUCUGAUGAUAAGGUGGGGGUGGAGCUUUUAAAAUAUGCUUGGGUUUUUGACAUCUUCAAACAGUGAGGAGAGAAUGAGAUAACCUCAUAUUGAUUUUGAAUUUGAGAUGGAUCCUGAUAUGUAUCAUGUGUAUUAUGAAGUUAAAAGGUUCAAUAGUUAUUUACAUUUUUUGGUUUUUA
Messenger RNA from Quercus robur (English oak), 2485 nucleotides. RefSeq lists its product as uncharacterized. Lineage: Eukaryota; Viridiplantae; Streptophyta; Magnoliopsida; Fagales; Fagaceae. Gene Ontology annotation, cellular component: membrane. Gene Ontology annotation, biological process: transmembrane transport. The coding region runs from base 184 to 1695 and encodes 503 amino acids. The transcript is spliced from 13 exons. Gene Ontology annotation, molecular function: transmembrane transporter activity. The record is from RefSeq and is a predicted model, not a curated record.